Tyto alba (common barn owl) is the source of this 4766-nucleotide messenger RNA. RefSeq names its product B-Raf proto-oncogene, serine/threonine kinase (gene BRAF). Bases 163 to 2586 code for a protein of 807 amino acids. The record is from RefSeq and is a predicted model, not a curated record. Gene Ontology annotation, biological process: protein phosphorylation; signal transduction. Gene Ontology annotation, molecular function: protein kinase activity; ATP binding. Gene Ontology annotation, cellular component: mitochondrion; plasma membrane; cytosol. The transcript has 20 exons. NCBI's taxonomy places the organism in Eukaryota, Metazoa, Chordata, Aves, Strigiformes, Tytonidae.
GGCCGGGCGUGACGUGCCGGUGGCGCGGACCGCUGGGAGCUGGCCGGGAUCUGCGCUUCCCCCCCCCUCCCCCCUCCCGCUACGGGUCGCGGCUGGGGGCGUCCCGGCGGCGGGGACGCGGCUCCCCCCUCCCCCUCCCUCGCCUCGGCGCUCCGAUCCAAGAUGGCGGCGCUGAGCAGCGGCAGCAGCGCGGAGGGGGCCUCGCUCUUCAACGGGGACAUGGAGCCUGAGCCGCCGCCGCCGCCCGCGCUCGGCGCCUGCUACGCGGGGGGCAGCGGCGACCCGGCCAUCCCGGAGGAGGUCUGGAAUAUCAAACAGAUGAUUAAAUUAACACAAGAACAUAUAGAGGCACUGCUAGACAAAUUUGGAGGAGAGCAUAACCCACCAUCGAUAUAUUUAGAGGCCUAUGAAGAGUACACCAGCAAACUAGAUGCUCUGCAGCAGAGAGAACAGCAGCUAUUGGAAUCCAUGGGGAACGGCACAGAUUUCUCUGUCUCCAGUUCGGCUUCAACAGACACAGUUGCAUCAUCUUCCUCCUCUAGCCUCUCUGUAGCACCUUCAUCCCUUUCGGUUUAUCAAAACCCUGCUGAUAUGUCACGGAAUAACCCUAAGUCUCCACAGAAGCCUAUUGUUAGAGUCUUCCUGCCCAACAAGCAAAGGACUGUGGUUCCAGCAAGAUGUGGAGUGACAGUCAGAGACAGCCUAAAGAAAGCUCUGAUGAUGAGAGGUCUUAUUCCAGAAUGCUGUGCUGUUUACAGAAUACAAGAUGGAGAGAAGAAGCCAAUUGGCUGGGACACUGACAUUUCCUGGCUCACGGGAGAGGAGUUGCAUGUGGAAGUCUUGGAGAAUGUGCCACUUACAACACACAAUUUUGUACGAAAAACAUUCUUCACGUUAGCAUUCUGCGACUUUUGUCGAAAGCUGCUUUUCCAGGGAUUUCGGUGCCAGACAUGUGGCUACAAAUUUCACCAGCGCUGUAGUACAGAAGUGCCACUGAUGUGUGUUAAUUAUGACCAACUUGAUUUGCUGUUUGUCUCCAAGUUCUUUGAACAUCACCCCAUACCGCAGGAGGAGGCCUCCUUAGGAGAGACCACCCCAGCAUCUGGAUCGUACCCCUCAGUGCCCCCCUCAGAUUCUGUUGGACCACCAAUUCUCCCUAGUCCUUCUCCUUCAAAAUCCAUUCCAAUCCCACAGCCCCUCCGACCAGCAGAUGAAGACCAUCGGAAUCAAUUUGGGCAACGCGACCGAUCCUCUUCAGCUCCCAAUGUUCACAUCAAUACAAUUGAGCCGGUCAAUAUUGAUGACUUGAUUAGAGACCAGGGCUUACGAGGAGAGGGAGCCCCUUUGAACCAGCUGAUGCGCUGUCUUCGGAAAUACCAAUCCCGGACUCCCAGUCCCCUCCUUCAUUCUGUCCCCAGUGAAAUAGUGUUUGAUUUUGAGCCUGGCCCAGUGUUCAGAGGUUCAACUGCAGGUUUGUCUGCAACACCUCCCGCCUCUUUGCCUGGGUCACUCACCAAUGUGAAAGCGUUACAGAAGUCACCAGGACCCCAACGGGAGAGGAAAUCAUCCUCAUCCUCAGAAGACAGAAGUAGAAUGAAAACCCUUGGUCGACGGGAUUCAAGUGAUGAUUGGGAGAUACCAGAUGGACAGAUCACAGUUGGACAGAGGAUAGGAUCUGGAUCGUUUGGAACAGUCUACAAAGGAAAGUGGCAUGGUGAUGUGGCAGUGAAAAUGUUGAAUGUUACGGCACCCACACCUCAACAGUUACAGGCUUUCAAAAAUGAAGUAGGAGUGCUCAGGAAAACACGACAUGUGAAUAUCCUGCUUUUCAUGGGUUAUUCAACAAAACCCCAGUUGGCUAUUGUUACACAGUGGUGUGAGGGGUCCAGCUUAUAUCACCAUCUACACAUCAUUGAGACCAAAUUUGAAAUGAUCAAACUAAUUGAUAUUGCACGGCAGACUGCACAAGGCAUGGAUUAUUUGCAUGCCAAGUCAAUCAUCCACAGAGACCUCAAGAGUAAUAAUAUUUUUCUUCAUGAAGACCUCACAGUAAAAAUAGGUGAUUUUGGUCUAGCUACAGUGAAAUCACGGUGGAGCGGAUCUCAUCAGUUUGAACAGUUGUCUGGAUCUAUUCUAUGGAUGGCACCAGAAGUUAUUAGAAUGCAAGAUAAAAACCCGUACAGCUUUCAGUCGGAUGUGUACGCGUUCGGAAUUGUUCUUUAUGAACUGAUGACUGGACAGUUACCGUACUCAAACAUCAACAACAGGGACCAGAUAAUUUUUAUGGUGGGACGAGGAUACCUAUCUCCAGACCUCAGUAAAGUACGGAGCAACUGUCCAAAAGCUAUGAAGAGACUAAUGGCAGAAUGCUUAAAAAAGAAAAGAGAUGAGAGACCCCUUUUUCCACAGAUUCUUGCCUCCAUUGAGCUUCUGGCCCGGUCAUUGCCAAAAAUUCACCGCAGUGCAUCUGAGCCCUCAUUAAACCGGGCUGGCUUCCAGACAGAGGAUUUUAGUCUAUAUGCUUGUGCUUCUCCAAAAACGCCCAUCCAAGCAGGGGGAUACGGAGAAUUUGCAGCGUUCAAGUAGCCACAGCACCAUGGCAGCACCCACUCUGUUCUUUAAGUCUUGUGUUCCUACAGUUUCUUAACAUCCAAACUCUAUUCUGCUCCGCCAGACCUAAAGUAAUUUAGAAAAGAUAUCCAUAAGCUUAAAAGCGGAGCAGAAUGGAACUGCCAGUCCAACACAAUGGGAAAACGUACCUUUCUGGGAACCAGAAUCCUCUGCUGCCAGUGUUCCUCCUUCAACACAAACCACCGCGCGUUGGGAGACCCGCAGUGGCCGCCUGUGCCCUUGGCAUCAUUCCCGGGAGAGAGGAGAGGGCGCUCGUGGUUUGACCGUGGUGCUCGGGCGUGAGGGGAUGGAGCUGCUGCUGCAACUUAGGAGACUUGGCUUUGGAUGCUCUGCCGGUCGGCUUGCUCCCUCUAACAGUGUACCAGCAGAGGCUGAACAUCUGACGAGUGCUGGUUUAAACGAAUCAUCCUCCGUUCUGCUCCUUUCUUCCCUGGUGUACUCACUGAUUUGUGGACAACGCAGUAUCCCCUUUUCGCUGUGUUACAGUGUCAAACGCCUAAAACCUGCCUCUGUGAUUGGGUUUCAUUCCAGUAAAAUUGAAAGUGUGGGGUGAUGGGAGCUGGAGAAGAUGUUACUCUACAGGCGAAGAGGUUAAUCUGAAGGAAAAGGGGAUGCUGCUGCACCUUUUUUCAGAUUUACUAUAUCACUUCUUCAAAAAAAAAAACCAACAACCACCAACCUUAACCUUUUUCCUUUUCCAGUAUUUUCUUGGUGUGUGCGUAUACAACAUCUUUAAGAAGGAUUAGGUAGAUCCUUCUUUUGUUGGUCCAGCAACAAACUGAAGUUUUAAACAAACAAAAAAAAAAAAUGUAGCGAGAUUGUCCUCUCUUUUAUUUUUUUUUCUUUUGUAUCAUGUGAUACAAUGUAUUUAUCCAAGAUGCUGCCGGAGCAUCUGAAGUCUGUAGAGUUCCUGAUACAGACUGUGAAUGGUGUAUGUACCUACUUUAAAAGUUUUAUUUUAAACGAGGGUGCAGGUUAAUGCCAGGUACCUUACCAAUAUGUAAUGUUUUCAUAAAUGGGGAAAAAAGUUCUCAGGUUGAAUUGAAUACAAAUACAAAACCCCCUAGAAUUAGACAUUCCGAAAAUUAUGUUUUGGUACUUUCAAGAGCUUUUUUUAAAGGAAUUUUAUCCUGUUGACCGAACGUCCUCUGAUAAGUGUGUGUGGAACUGUGGAGCAUCUUGUCCUAAUGGCAAGUUGUUAGAUCAAAACAAAACGGUACUUGCUGGAUCCACGCUGACUACUUCUCCUCUCAUUGCUUUCUCCCCUGUCAUCUCUCCCCUUCCAUUUUGUCUUUCCCUUUUGUACACUUUGCAAACUAGGAUGAAGGUGGCGGUAUCUCCAUCAGAGUGCUUUGUUUUCCUGUCCUCCAAUCCUGGUUUUCAAAUGGUCGGUAGCUUUUUGACAAGUUACCCAGUCAGGGAAAAAAGAAAAAAAAAAAAAAAAAAAACACAACUCAUAAAGUUCUGCACAUCCUUUACCUCUAAUAGAAUAUCUUGUGAUGUGAUCUGUUUGCAGAGUUCUCUGGUAUGUGGUAUUACAUGUAAAUUAUUUGUACAGAGGCAAGUCAGACCACAUUAGAAAGAAAUUCAAGCUCAAACAGAAGUUUUCAGAAGUUUAUUUGUAUCUGCUCUGUACCACUCCAGGUGAGGCGGGAGGACCGACCCCCCCCCUCUAGCAGGGAGGUUCUUGCUGGGGGUGGGGGGGAUGUUAAAACAAACUCACGACGAAUAAAUGAAGGAGUUUAAAUGUGUGUGAAUGUGGUGCCCACGUUAAACACGGGGUGUGUGGGGUGAGGACGCCGCCCUUCCCUCCCGAGGAGAGUUGGACAGUGUCUGCCCGCGGAAGGUUGCUCCCAGGCGCAGGGAGAACGUGCUUUUAAAACCCUGGAGUUCUGUGGUGGUGCUGGUAGCCUGCUGUGUUUGUCCGUAAAUAGUGACGGGGGUUCUGGGGACUGGACUGAUCUGAAGUGGGAAUUGUAACUGAAAUACUGUGUAUUCAUAUUAAUUCCACAAACAUUAGCAAGACAGCAAUAGUGAAUGACUUCAUAGUCACUACAAGAACUGAGCGAUUCAUGUUGGUACAUGAAUAGAGUUGAUUUUGUGUACAGGAUGCGUUUUACAAACAAACAAACAAA